Triticum dicoccoides is the source of this 816-nucleotide messenger RNA. RefSeq names its product protein H2A.6-like. NCBI's taxonomy places the organism in Eukaryota, Viridiplantae, Streptophyta, Magnoliopsida, Poales, Poaceae. Gene Ontology annotation, molecular function: protein heterodimerization activity; DNA binding; structural constituent of chromatin. Gene Ontology annotation, cellular component: nucleosome. The transcript has 2 exons. Bases 78 to 623 code for a protein of 181 amino acids. The record is from RefSeq and is a predicted model, not a curated record.
AAAUUCGAAGCAUUCCCAUCCACCGCCGCCGCCCGCCGCAUUCCGAGAGGUUCGAGCUCGCCGGAGAGGGAGGAGAGAUGGCCAGGAAGGGCGGAGAGAGGAAGAAGGCGGUGACCCGGUCCACCAAGGCCGGCCUCCAGUUCCCCGUCGGCCGCAUCGGGCGCUUCCUCAAGAAGGGCCGCUACGCGCAGCGCGUCGGCUCCGGCGCCCCCGUCUACCUCGCCGCCGUCCUCGAGUACCUCGCCGCCGAGGUGCUGGAGCUCGCCGGCAACGCCGCCAAGGACAACAAGAAGACACGCAUCGUGCCGCGCCACCUGCUCCUCGCCAUCCGCAACGACCAGGAGCUCGGCAAGCUGCUCGCCGGCGUCACCAUCGCGCACGGCGGCGUGAUCCCCAACAUCAACCCCGUGCUGCUCCCCAAGAAGGCCCUCGAGAAGGCCGAGAAGGAGUCCCAGUCGCCCAAGUCGCCCAAGAGGAAGGCCCCCGCCCCCGCACCCGCCGCCAAGAAGACCCCCAAGAAGAAGGCCGCCGACAAGAAGACCGCCGCCGCUGACAAGAAGACCGCCGCCGCCGACAAGAAGGCUGCCGCCGACGCCGAGGAGGAGGCCGCCGCCGACGAGUAGACAGGGCCAAGUUGCGUCGCGUAGUUCUGCAUCUGAGAGGGGAGAGAAAGAGAGAGAGCAUGGGAUCCUGUAUGUAAUGCCUGGUCUGGAGUCCGAACUGGUGGUAGUCUGUAGCGUCGAUUGAUCUUGAAUCACUGCUGAAUUGAAGCUGGAAACUUGAUCGUUUAGCCAAUUCCAAUCUUUUCCGUGUCAA